Molecule: messenger RNA, 474 nt
Organism: Blepharisma stoltei
Lineage: Eukaryota; Ciliophora; Heterotrichea; Heterotrichida; Blepharismidae
Source: the annotation of a GenBank genome assembly
AUGAGUACAAAUAUCAGCCAUUAUGCCACCAGUAAUUCAAUUUACACAAUGAUAGGAAAUAAAUUCGAAAUAUCUCCUUUAAAAGAAGUUCCAGCGAAAAGUAUCCUGGAAAAUAUGUUUUCCCUAUUAAACCCUCAAGGGAUGAGCACAGACUUCAACGUCAGUACCACUAAACUUCUCCCUCAAAUAGAUUUCACCCAAUUAGAGGACUGCGGAUAUUCCUACCCAAUUCAAAAUCCGCUACCAGAUUCUCAAAGCCAAUCUGAUAACAAAAUUUGUACUCAUAGGGAUCGAAAAAUUUAUGCAAGAAAUAUGUGCAACCAGUGCUAUCGAAAAUUUGGGCAGAACAAGACAGCUUGGGCAUGCCCUCAUAAAGACCGCCAGCAUUAUGCUAAAGGAUACUGCCAGCUAUGCUAUUUGAAGGAAUAUCAUCGGUCGAAGCUCAAUGGAAGAAAAUGGAAUAAAAGUAAAUAA